Chondrus crispus (carragheen) is the source of this 693-nucleotide messenger RNA. RefSeq lists its product as hypothetical. NCBI's taxonomy places the organism in Eukaryota, Rhodophyta, Florideophyceae, Gigartinales, Gigartinaceae. The record is from RefSeq and is a predicted model, not a curated record. The transcript has a single exon. The coding region runs from base 1 to 693 and encodes 230 amino acids.
AUGUUAAACAGCUUUCGAAAUGCUAUCUGCAGCGACAACGACAUAAAACGGGUGAUUGGGGUCCAGUACCCAGAGGACGAGGAAUUAUCUGUACCUGAGCUUGCCGACUUUGUCUCCACGCAAUACCUUUCCCUUCUCAGGAAUGACUCACGCGGCUAUGUCGUCGUCAGUCAAAGCUUCUCCGGUCACGUUGGCAUGAAUCUUGCGCAUCAUCACACCCCUGGCCAAAUGAUCGGUCAGGUCUUUGUUAACGCGUUUGCGUCGCCACCCGGUCCAUCCUGGAUACACAACGGGCGACUGCAAGUGCCUGCUAACUUUUUCGAGCGACAACCCCCGCCGUGGAUGGUCAGCCGAAUGUUCCUGGGUGCUGGCGGUUCAGGCAUGCAUAUUGUGCAAGCCGCUGGCGCCAAAGUGGAGCCGCGUGUUAUGAGACAGCGUCUGGACAUCUGUUUGGCCCAUGACUCGUGGUCCACAUGGCGCUGCCCUGACCUUCUGCCAGGAGAAAGCACCUUGUACCUUCGCGGUGAAGCUGACGCAAUUGUCGCAAACGAAGCAGCGGAGCGAAUGCGUGAGGCGCGGCCGGAUAUCCUUUGGGAGCGCGUGCCUGAUGGCCCGCACCUUCUUUUGCAGCGGUUCGGCAGACCGGCAGCAAGGGCCGUGCAUACGUUUUGUGAGCGCCUUUCGAACCAAUAA